Molecule: messenger RNA, 2899 nt
Organism: Chilo suppressalis (striped riceborer)
Lineage: Eukaryota; Metazoa; Arthropoda; Insecta; Lepidoptera; Crambidae
Source: the annotation of a GenBank genome assembly
UGGCUAUUGAAACAUCGUGGUUAGGGAAACAUCGUGUUUAGUUCAUAAGUAUUUAUUUUAAAAUGUUCAAAGUUAUCAGAGAUGCAAGCGUGCGAAAGAAAGCAGUGACUUAUUUGAACAAUGUACAGAACAGACUGAACUCUACCAAAGAGGUUGUAUCGGCAGCGGAUGUUGUUAUUAUAGGUGGUGGAAUAGCUGGUUCGAAUACAUUAUAUCAACUGACAAAGCGAGGAGUAAAGGCAGUGCUUUUAGAAAGGUCGAAAAUCACCAGCGGCACGACAUGGCACACAGCCGGUUUGGUAUGGUCCUUGAGGCCAUGCGAUCUUGAAGUGAAGCUGCUUCAAGACUCGAGGACUAUUUACAGUGAUCUAGAGAAGGAAUGCGAGGAUUAUGCUGGUUGGAUCAACAAUGGCGGCAUGUUUAUAUCACGUAGUAAGGUUCGAACACAAGAGUACAUGAGACUUCAUACCUUGGGUAAAGCGAUGGGGAUUCCGAGUGAAGUUCUCAGUCCAGAAGAUGCUCAGAAAAUAUUUACGCUUCUAGACCCGUCUGUGUUCAAAAUGGCACUGUAUUGCCCUCAAGAUGGGACAAUAGACCCCGCUAUGGCUUGCAAUGCUCUCCUGAAAGUGGCUACGAAAAAUGGAGGCAAAGUUUAUGAAGAAACUCCAGUACUAGACAUUCAUUACACUCACAACAUACUCGGAAAUAAGGAAGUGACGGGUGUUCAUACAGAUAAAGGAUUCAUUCGCACUAAAUGCGUCGUGAAUUGUGGAGGAGCAUGGGGUCCAAGAGUGGCUCGCUUCGCUGGCGUACCAUCGCUCCCUCUGAUUCCGUUCAAGCACGCGUAUGUAGUGGCUGACGCGAUGCCGGAGAUAAGAGGCGCGCCCAACGUUAGAGAUCAUGACGUGAACCUGUACCUGAAGAACCAGGGUGAGACCUGCAGCAUUGGAGGAUACGAAGGCAAUCCUAUUAUUUUGGACCAGGUACCGGACAACCUCCAGUUUCACUUGUACGAGCUGGACUGGGACGUGUUCGGGGUGCACAUGACUAGUGCGACCACGCUUUGUCCCAAGCUCGGGAAGAUCGGCAUUAAGAGUACCGUGUGCGGUCCCGAAUCGUUCACGCCGGACCACAAGCCCUUGCUGGGAGAGGACCCUAAUGUUUUUGGCUUGUACCAUAACUGCGGCUACAACUCUGCUGGCAUGAUGUUCUCAGCUGGUUGUGCUGUUCAAAUGGCCGAAUGGAUCUUAACUGGCAGGCCACAUUACAACAUGUUCACAUUCGACAUCCGUCGUUUCACUCCUGGCCAGAUGGCUCGACCCCACUGGAUCCGCGAGAGCAGCCACGAGGCUUACGUCAAGAACUACUGCGUGGUGUUUCCCCACGACGAGCCUUUAGCCGGCAGAGACGCUAGCCAUGACGCUUUGCAUCAAGAGUUAGUGGAUGACGGCGCCGUGAUGCAGGCCAGGGCUGGAUGGGAAAGGCCAGCGUUCUUCAUGCCCGGGGAGAAGAUCAGGGUCCAACAGUACGAUUGGGGCGGUACACAUGACUAUCCUCGCAACGUGGACCAACGCUACGAAGAAGUGCUCAAAGGAGACCACACAUUUGACUUCUCAAAGCAUCAUCAACUUAUCGGCCAAGAGGCUCUGUCGUGUAGGAACGCAGCCGCAUUGUUCAACAUGUCUUACUACGGCAAGUUCUACUUGACCGGGCCAGAUGCGCGGCGAACUGCCGAAUUAGCAUUCACGGCUGAUCUAGCUAGAAGCGACGAUAGGGUUGUAUAUUCUCUCCUUUUGAAUGAUAAAGGAGGUGUAGAGGCGGACGUUACAGUCAGUAUUUUGGACGGAGGCAGUGGACAGCUACAUGAGCCAAUAUUUAAGGGUAUCGGUUAUUAUGUGGUGACGAGUGGUUUCAAUGCCAACCACACGCUGGCGCAUCUGCGACGCAUCAUCCAAACGCACAAGCUGCGCGCCACGCUCACCGACGUCACCAAGCAACUUUGCAUACUCAGCGUGCAGGGGCCGGAUAGCCAACGUAUUCUUCAACGGUUCACGUCCACGGGUCUCUCGAACGAUGCUUUCCCGCUGUACACACACAAAAGCAUCCACGUGUCAAAAGGACCUUACGCCCCAGACAAUAAGACGUAUACUUGCCGAGCACUACGGGUGGGAUGGUCGGGCGAACUUGGGUGGGAGCUGCACGUCCCUUCGUCUCAUGCUAUACAAGUCUACAAAGCUCUGAGCCACGCAAAAGGCUUGAGAAAUGCGGGCUGGAGAGCGCUCACUUCACUUAGUGCGGAAAAAGGGUAUCAUCUCUGGAAUGCUGACUUGAGGAGUGACGAUAAUCCCAUUGAAGCUAACUUAGGAUUCGCCUGUCGUAAACAAGGCGAAUACAUCGGGAACGAACAUGUUACUAAAGCGAAGGCAAAUGGUGUAACGAAAAAAUAUGCCUUUUUCACGCUCGAAGAAAAGGUAGCCGUUUUCGGACAAGAGGCGGUUUUCAGAAAUGGUGAACCAGUAGGCUAUCUAAGAAGAGGGGACUACGCAUAUUACCUGGAUAAACCCAUCGGCAUUGCCUACGUGACUAACAAAGGCGCAGAAGUUACCAAAAACUAUUUGAAAGAAGGAAACUACGAAGUAGAGGUUAUGGGGAAGAAAUAUAAAGCAACACUUCACUUGAAAUCACCUUUUGACCCGAAUAGUCAAAGAAUGUUAGGGAAUUACGGAGAAAUGGGAAUGGAUGAAAAUACGCAUGAACCUCACUCUGGACAAAAUGAAAGAGCCGGCGGUAGUGAAUAGUCUUUGAUCUCAUUAUAUUCUAAUUUAAUUAAACUUAUUUUAAUAUAUAAAUAGUUUAUUAUUAUUAAUAGCAAUCACGUAUAUCUAUGAUCAUGAUCAAC